UGGGUUAUCUAUGUGCUAUACAGGUAAAAUCUAACUUGGAGCGGGCUGAGUAUGAUACUGGUAAUCCUGAGGAAGACCUUAAAGCAUAGUCCCUUAUGCGACAGCGAUUAUACAACCAAAAACUGCAAGCUGCAUGUCCAAUUCCGUUUGAUGAAGCUAAACUGUGGAAAAGCCAAAGUGGACCUGAGCUAAAGCAGCAAAUUCAAAAGCAAUUCAGGAAUAUCAGCUCUAUCAUGGAUUGUGUAGGAUGUGACAAAUGUCAACUAUGGGGAAAACUCCAGGUUGAGGAAGCUUACAUUGUAGCGGGUCAUUUUAAAACGAUUUUGGUGUAUAAUGAUGUAAAGAAUGGAUACAACUAAACUAUUGAAAGGUGAGAGACGUUGACAAGAUUUCUACAGCUGAAUAGCGUUCAAGGAUACACAGAUGAAUCGAGGGAUUAGUGUCUGAAAUUUGGAUAGACGGAAUCCAUUACUAGGUAACUGGGAGUUUGAAUUGUGUUACUUCAUGAUGUAACUUUAUGGAUCCCCUUUGAAAUGUUGUACCAUUAUUGUCGAAACUUUGUGUUCCUGAAUGAAAAGAAAGUAAUGUCAGAA
This is a messenger RNA of Capsicum annuum, 593 nucleotides long. Its product is annotated as endoplasmic reticulum oxidoreductin-1-like. Gene Ontology annotation, cellular component: endoplasmic reticulum; endoplasmic reticulum membrane. The record is from RefSeq and is a predicted model, not a curated record. NCBI's taxonomy places the organism in Eukaryota, Viridiplantae, Streptophyta, Magnoliopsida, Solanales, Solanaceae. Gene Ontology annotation, biological process: protein folding in endoplasmic reticulum. The transcript has 3 exons. Gene Ontology annotation, molecular function: protein-disulfide reductase activity; thiol oxidase activity; FAD binding. Bases 96 to 359 code for a protein of 87 amino acids.